UUGGUCCGACCGAAUCAACAUGUGCGCGACAAGUAACAGCUGUCAUACCACGACAGAAUUUCCUCGGCAAGACAGAAACAAUGGCUGAAAACGUGAAAGUAGCUGUUCGAGUGAGGCCUUUCAAUGACCGCGAGAAGCAGAGAAAGGCCACCCUCAUCAUUGAUAUGAAGGGGAACAGCACGUACAUCAAAAACCCUGAGGACUUGAAGGCCGAGCCUCGCUCUUUUGCCUUUGAUUAUUCGUACUGGUCACAUGAUGAAUUCAAGGAAUCGUCCAGUGGCUAUCUGGAACCCACAGGAAGCAGAUAUGCUGACCAGAGGAGGGUAUUUGAUGACCUUGGGAGAGGUGUCCUUGACAAUGCCUGGAAGGGCUACAACUGCUCCUUGUUUGCCUAUGGACAGACAGGAAGUGGAAAGUCCUACUCAAUGGUGGGAUAUGGUAACAAUAAAGGAAUUGUCCCUAUUUUCUGCGAGGAACUCUUCAAAGGAGUGGAGGACAAAAAAGCCACAGCCGGUGAAAAUGAAGAGUACCAGGUGACAUUGAGCAUGCUGGAGAUUUACAAUGAACAGGUCAGGGAUCUCCUUAAUCCAAAAUCCAUCGCUCAAAAAGGCGGAUUAAAAGUCCGACAGCAUCCGUCCAAGGGAUUCUAUGUGGAAUCUCUGGUCUCCUGUCCUGUCAGCAGCUACAAUGACAUCGAGAACAGAAUCAGCGAGGGAACACGAAACAGAACUGUGGCAGCCACAAACAUGAACGCCACCAGCAGCCGAGCUCAUACCAUUGUUGCCAUCACAUUUGUCCAGAAGACCCCGAAUGAAACGGGACAGAGCAUGACAAGGACAUCGGUGGUGAACCUUGUUGAUCUGGCAGGAAGUGAAAGAGCAGAAUCAACAGGAGCCACCGGGGACCGUCUCAAAGAAGGAUCAGCCAUCAACCAGUCGCUGAGUACCCUGGGAAAUGUCAUUAAGGCCCUGGCCGACUUAUCAAUGGGCAAUAAGAAAACUGUUGUUCCAUACCGCGACUCUGUUCUCACCAAACUUCUACAGAACGCUCUUGGAGGCAACAGUAAAACCAUCAUGAUUGCCGCUCUCAGCCCAGCAGACAUUAACUUUGAUGAGACUCUCUCUACCUUGAGGUUUGCUGACAGAGCCAAGGCCAUCAAGACAACAGCCACAGUGAACGAGAGUCCGACCGACAAACUGAUCCGUGAACUCCGGGAGGAAAACGCGCGGCUGAUGGAGCUGCUUAAAUCAGGGGGCAUCACUCUGGAACAGCUGCAAGCUUCCGGUGGGGCAGUUGGUCAAAACCCAAACCAAGAAGUUGAAGAAAUGAAAAAGGCAAUGGAAGAAGAACUCCGAAAGAACCAAGAAGAGAUUGAAAACAUGAAGAAAACAUGGCAGGAGAGACUGUCAGAGCAAGAAACAGCAAAUAAGGGUAAUGUUGAUGCAGAACGCAAAAAGCAGGAAGAGAAAAAGGUUAUUCCCCACUUUUGGAAUCUGCAUGAAGACCCUGCCCUGACUGCCAUGAUAGUCCAUUUCGCCAGAGAAGGUACAUCAAAAAUUGGAAACAAGAAUGCCAGCCCUCCAGCAGAGAUAACUAUAAGUGGACUCAGCAUUCAGAAGCAACAUGGUGUAGUUACAAACAAGGGUGGAGUGGUGAAAAUCAAAUCUGUUGACGGCAAAAUUCUGGUCAACGGAGCCAAAAUUACGAAGGAAACGGAACUCCAUCACAAUGACAGAGUGUUGUUUGGUCCAAAUCACCUUUAUGUUUUCCACCACCCACAAGAUGAGGCAAAGAAUGUCAAGGAAGGAAAAGUGACAGAGACCCCAACCUACGACACGGCCCAACAGGAAAUUGCCAAAAAGGCCGGCUUCAUGGACAAGACUGGGAAAUCGGAGGAUGACCUGAUUCUGCAAGAAGAUGUAAUUCAAAUGCUGCCGAUGGUCAAUGAAGCCGACGCCAUGUCUGCAGAGCUGGACAAGAAGGUCAAGUUUGAACUUGCUCUGGUGUCCCCACAGGCCAGGGGUCUCAAAGAAGGAAAAACAGAGGUGAUGGUGAAGAUCAGGAAUCUGGAGAGCGGCAAUGAAUGGCUGUGGGAUCGUAACAAGUUCAUCAACAGGAAGUUCCUGAUGCAGGAGAUGUAUCAGAACUACGUAGAGGGAGCAGAUGACUGGGAUGUGCCGAGGGAGAAGGACCCGUUCUGGGAGGAUGCGGAUGUAGAGGUGUUGAUUGGGACAGUCCAUGUCCAUCUCAUGUCACUGAGUCACAAACUGGACAUCGAGGAGACUCUGACUGUCACUAACUACCAGGGCAAGGAAAAUGGUCACAUAGAGAUUGAGGUCAUGCCAUGUACAACUAAGGGAGGACCCCUAGGAGAGGAUGACUUUUUGGAUGACCCCAAAGAAUUGGUUGGGAAGGAGCUCAACUUCAAAUUCAAGAUCAAUUUUGGCCGUGGUCUGCCAUCUAACAUGAGACAGAGCUGCUGUAAGUUCAAGUUCUACCUGGACAAUCAGUACUCCUCGACUGCCUUUGUGGAUGGAAUGAAUCCAGAGUACAAAUUUGAGAAACUUUUCAAGUUCUCCAAAUGUACCUCAGAACUUGUGGACUACCUGAUGGAUUCUGUAGCAGUGAUUGAAGUGUGGGGCAAACAAAAGGAUUCUUCACAAAAGGGUGGGGCCACCUUAGGGGCAGACACUAAACAGCUGAUGGCUCGAGAGAAAUCCAACCUGUUUGGCUUAAGUAAUUAUGAGGAGGAGCAAGCCAAGUUAAAGAAACUUGGAGAUAAUAAACCAGUACCUGUGAAGAAGGCUGCAGCCAAGCCCGCAGACAACAACAAAGACAACGGAGUUAUCAUCCCUGUUCCUCCCCCGCCGGCGGCUGAUAAAAAACAAACGGACCAGCAAAUCAACACCUACAAAAAGCAAGCGGACGAUGCCAACCAGAGAGCCAAGGCAGCGGAGCAGAGGGCAGCAAAUUCCGAAUCAACGGUGUCUGACCUCAGAAGCUUACUGAAUCAAAAGAAGAGAGGAGGAAAUGAUACCAUCACUAUUGCAGAGCUGGAAGCUAUGCUUGGAGGGGGAGGGCGGACUUCCUCUAGUGCCGCCCAGAAGGAAAACAUGGGAGAUCAAGCAUCUAAGGCCUGCUCUAUCCAAUGAAAUCCGCAGGGAUCUUUCUAUAGACAACUGCAUGAACUGUGGACAUUGGUUGUCCAUCUCCUUCCAUGAUUUUAGUCCCAAAUUUUGACAUUUUUUCUGGAUUUCUUGAAUCCUGCUAAUAACUUUGUGAAUGGUCGUUAUAAUAUCCAAAAAGGUUGUGUGUUUAAAUGAUACUGACAUGUUUCCAAAAUAUAUGGAACUUUUGAUUGCAAAAAUUCUUGCAAACUUAUUUUGUUCAAAGAUAAAAGAAACUCUUUGUGGGUCUUUUUCUUCAAAUAUAUUUGCCAGCGUAUAUCUGCAAUCUUCCAUGUGUGCAAAAUUCUAACAAGCAAUGUAUAAUGAUUUAUUUUUUCUCAAAACACCGUCCAUUAUUUAUGUACUUCUAUACUUUUCUUGUUUUCAUGAUAACAGAAAAACCGGUAAUGUUUAUACUGCAGGUACAGGUAGAAAAUAUAAGUAAGAGGUUUAGAAAAUUUUUGAUUUAAAGCCAUAAAGUAGGUAUAUACAAUGUAAUAUAUAAAUUGUAAUUGUCAUUGCAUUGGUUGUUGUAUAAUUUUAUCAUAAGAAAUAAAUUACACGUAAUUUAGAUCAUAUAUACUUUAAAUUAAUUUUUAUUCAGGUUUUUUUAGUUUACAUAUUUGUUAAUAUGUUAUUAGAGUCUUAUUUUGUUGGUAUGAUAAUUAUUUUAAUUUUUUUUAACUUUUAUUGAUAUUUCCAAUUUAUUAAGUAGAAAAAUUGAUAAACAGGGUUUUGCCCAUUAAGUUUACUGAAUAUGGGAUUUGAAGAAGAUAGUUUAUUUUUGUACACAUGCCUUAUGAAUAUCAUCUCAUAUCCGUCCUGUUAUACAUGUAUAUGUAUUUUUUUAUGAUCAACCAGUGUUUCUUUAGCUGUGUCUAUAGUUGAUUUAGUUGACUAUUUAUCUUAAUCAAAUCACAAACUUCUUUGUGCAAUAUAGAGCCUUAAGAUUGUCUUUUUCAUGAAUGUCAACAUUUUUAUAUGUUACCUAUAUUUUCUGUAACUUUACUAUGUAAAUUCAAUAAUUUUUCAGGGGUGAGGGGCGGGGGUCCUCUUUGACAACCCCUCCCCCCUAUUCCCUCGAAAUCCAGGCAUGAUCCUAUCAAAAACUACCUGCGUCUUCUUAUAAGCACUUAAAUCUUUGUAAUGCAAAGGAAAAAAGAUCUGUUUUAAACAUAUCAAAAUAUAAAUACAGUGUCUAACAUCAACUUUUAAAUAAUCGUGUAUACAUGUACUUAUAUUAAUUGCCAGCAAGCCAAUUGAUGAUUGACCCAUGUUGGCAAUAUUUCAAAUAUUACCAAAUUUUCCAUGAUCAUUGGUGGAUGUACUAUGUUUAUUAAUGUGUAAAACUGUCCUAGUUUUGACUAGGAUUAUCAUUAUGUUAAUUUUUUGGCUGUUUAUAGCAUAACUUAUGACUGUUUUGGGUAUAUACAUUUUUUCUACUGAGUAUAUUAAACUAUGAUGCAGAAGGUGUUUUACCCCCCCCCCCCCCCCACUUGUUCUAACUUUUCACAAUUAAUCAAAAUACAAUAUUACUCACUCUCUGACACUGUAAAUGAAAUUAGUUUUGCAAAUACAUGCAUAUUUUAUAAAAUGAAUAAAAUUGGAUCAGCAACUUAU
This is a messenger RNA of Magallana angulata, 4787 nucleotides long. RefSeq names its product kinesin-like protein KIF28P. The coding region runs from base 81 to 3152 and encodes 1023 amino acids. NCBI's taxonomy places the organism in Eukaryota, Metazoa, Mollusca, Bivalvia, Ostreida, Ostreidae. Gene Ontology annotation, molecular function: microtubule motor activity; ATP binding; microtubule binding. Gene Ontology annotation, cellular component: microtubule; kinesin complex. The transcript has 26 exons. The record is from RefSeq and is a predicted model, not a curated record. Gene Ontology annotation, biological process: microtubule-based movement; cytoskeleton-dependent intracellular transport.